Psylliodes chrysocephalus is the source of this 1219-nucleotide messenger RNA. Lineage: Eukaryota; Metazoa; Arthropoda; Insecta; Coleoptera; Chrysomelidae. The record is from the annotation of a GenBank genome assembly.
AUAGAAGAUUUGAAAAUGUCAAGAAUGUCAAGAUGUAAAAAAACGGUCAAAUCAAAAUAGAAAACAUCUUGUUGUGGCGUGAUUGUGUGUGUGUGUUUAUGUUCCAUUUUAAUUUAAAACUUUAAUAAGACUUAAGUAAUUAUUUGUUGAAAGCCCUGAAAAAGAAUAUAAAAUGAGUAACUGGUCAUCGGUACUUAUUUCAGAUGACGAAGAAAUUUCACAAGAUAAUAAGGGAGUCACCAGAAUAAAAAGAGAAAGAAAAGCCAAAACCAAUUCUAAAAUUAAUACAAGUGUAUUGAUGAUUUCAGAUGAUGAUGAUGAUUAUCAGCCAAAUGGCAGCAAGGAAACAAAAAGAAUAAAAAAAGAAACUACAGCUAAAACCACUUCAAAAAGUGGUACAGAUAAAUUAAUGGAUAUGAUUUCUGAUGAUGAUGAUGAUCAGCCAAAAGUCAAGGCAUCAAAUCGAAAGGCAUUGAAAAGCAAAAUCAAAAAUGAAGAUAAUGAUAAUCAGCCAAAAGUCAAGGCACCAAAUCGAACGGCAUUGAAAAGAAAAAUCAAAAAUGAAGAAUAUGAUUUGAAACCUAACUUAUCAACAGAUGCUAACAAACCAAAGAUUAAGAAACCCAAGACUGAGUAUGCUACAACCAGUAAAGAUGAUGAUGCGGAUUCCAAAACUUUUUGGAAAGAUCAUGAUUUGCUAUCAGAAAGUAUGAAUUUAAACAAGAAUGUUGCUAAAAAUGUUAUAAAGCUUCUUUUAGAUGGAAAUACUAUUCCAUUUAUUGCUAGGUAUCGAAGAGAAGCCACAGAAAAUAUGUCACCUGAGGUUCUGAGAGAAGUUAAAAGUGCUUUUGAAGAUAUCUGUGAGUUAAAACAAAAAAUUACUACUGUCGUUUCUGCGUUGCAAAAAAGUGAAAAUUUGACGGAAAAUCUUGAAAGGGCAGUUAAAUCAGUCAAAAGUUUAGAAGAAUUAGAAAUUAUUUACGCACCAUUUAAGCCAGAAGGAAAAAGAUCUCUAGCAGAAAGAGCAAAAGCAAUUGGCUUAGAGCAACCAGCAAUUGAUUUAUUGCUUAAUAGUGCUAUAGUCAAUUUAAACAAUUACGUAAAUAGUUCUACAGAAGAGUUGAACAGUGUGGCUAAUAUUGAAAAGGGUAUAUGUCAUAUCAUAGCCCAGAAAAUUGCAACGGAUUCUGAGGUUCUUUCAUUUCUGAGAGAUUUGUAA